CAUUCCAAAUCAUUUGAAGCCAAGUUUAUGCCAUAUUGAGAGGUGUGAAGGUGAAGGGUGUGUUCUUGAGAGAGGGGGAGAUUCUGCAAGAAAAAAGAGGGAAAUCGAUAAAGGAACGAAGGAGAUACGAGCUUUGUUGGAAAAACUAAGAGUCGUCGGAAUCUGCACCUGAAUCGCCUGAAAACAGCAAGAAAAGCAAACCUGGUAAGGUGUGAAGCCUUAAACAUUCAAAUCUCAUCCAACUAAGUUAAGUACACUAUGAACUAUCUACGAUGUUUAAGCAUGCUCAUGAAUCAUGUUUAUGUGGUCCCUCAUGUUAUGUUUUAAGCAAGUUUCAUGUUCUCAAACAAGUUACGGGACCGGGGUUUAGGAGCGCUACGCACAAAGGUUCUUACCCCUGUAAGUUGGUAGAACUUAUUGUGUCCCCUUAUGUUAUACGUUCAUGUUACAAGUUCAUGUCAUGUCAUGUUUAAAUACGUUUGAUAGUUCUCACCCCUUAUGUUUUUCCCCCCAAGUGAUCAUGAAUGAGGAGAUCGGGAUGUGGACGUAAUUGGAAUAAGUUCCUAAUGAUAAGAUAAAUGUUAUGAAUUUGAAUUUGUUUUAAAUUCAUUAACAUUUGAAUUUUAACAAUAUAUAAUGGGAUAAGUAAUUGGAAUUUGAAUUAGAUUCAAAUUCCUAUAUGUCUAUCUAUAUCUGUGUGAUACCUAUAAAUAGACAUAGAGCCUAAUGGAAAAACACACAAGAAUUAGAAUCAGUUUCUAAUCGCUGUCUUCGGCAUCACCAUUCAAGCCUUGGGUGGACAAAGGGUGGACGGAUAAGAAAGCUUUUAUAGUUUUCUUCUACGGUUGUUAGGCAAAUCAGAUUCGAGUAUUCCGCUGCGAUUCAGGUAUUUUACAUACCGCUUGUAUUUAUUUAAAAGCUCUUCAAAAGGAAUUUUCAAUAAUUGAAAUCCUGUUUUCUCUCUUUUUGUCAAAAGAAAGAUUUUCAGUAUUGAAUUCUUAUGUUAUAUUUACACUAUUGCUACAUCGUAUGUCCUUAAAGCUUAUAUAAGUUUAUGAAAAGGCCGAGUCUCAUUUUAAGUAUGGAUUUCUCUGCAUGGAUGCUAUUGUUACAGAGCAUAUUUGCUAAGUCUUUCUUUCUUCUGUUGAAGUCAUGUUUUCAGUAUCAAACUUUAUAUUUACACGAAACAUGCUUUGAAUUUUAUUAUGUUUGAAACUUUACUUAAGUUUAUAAAAGUCUUGUUUCUCAAGUUUUUCUGCGCUAAACCUCGAAGUUCAUAUGAAUAUUAUUAUUAUUAAGCAUGUUUGAAAUCUUUUUUUUUUUUCAAAUUUAUGAAAAUUAUAUUUAAAGAAUAUGGAAGUUUGUUUUUUUUUUUUUUUUCAUGGCAUGUUUUUGGGUGUUUCAAGUAGCAUGUUUUUAAGUUACGGGUGUCACAGUGUUACUCUUCAUUGGCAACAUUCUUUUAGUGCUUUUUACUUAAGAAGAUUGAGGAUUGAACUCAAAAUUUUAGAUAAUUAAUAUUCUCAGUUGUAGAAUAGAAAUUGAUUAAUCUGUAAGAAGAGUGGAUGACCUUUUUCUUAAAGGUUCAAACACUUAAACAAAAUCUAGUUUGAAAUUGGUAAGAUGAUUAUGGUCUAGGUAAAGAUAUAGUAACCUCAGUGGUGAGCAAUUUUGUGUGCAUGAAUAUGACCCUCAUGGUAUGAGAAGUGUAGUUUGACUCCUAUAAUUUAGUUAGCUUAGUGUGAUAACACUAUUACUCCCCCAAUUGAAUUGUGCAACACUUGGAACCAAGUCCCCAUUCGAUAGGGAAGUAUGUCUUUACUAACUUAUGGGUUCAAGAACAAUUGAGAGAUAGUGACUAGCUAGCAAAGCAAGGUAGGCACAAUGAAUAGAAGGCAUUUGUAUUACUUGAAGGGGACUCACACUUGAGAGCUUGAAUGAUGAUGGCUGGAGGUAUUUAUAGCCUUCGACCUCCUCAAGAAAUGCCUAGGAUCAAUUGCUAUUCAAGGUCUAUUAUUAGCCAUUUAGAAUCCUCUCUGAAAAUCAAUGAUAUUUCCCCAUUCAUUCUAGAAUAUCUAGAAACAUUUUUUUUUUUUUUUUUGUAGAAGUAUUGUUUGGAGAGUUCUUCAAGAAUUUCAAGAAUGUACAAGCAUGGUUCAGAAUUCUAGAACUCAACUCAUGUUCCAUGCAACUGUCCAUGCUGCGUUUUGACCAUGUUGAUGUGGAACAUGUUUAGGAAUACAAACCUUGGUAAAAUGAUAGGGUGUGCCACUCACAACUACCUAAGUUGAGGAUGCCCUUUCAUCAUGCCUUCAUGGAACCUUUCCAUUAAGGUCUUGAACUAGCAUAACAAAGUUCUUGUGUUCAUUACUCAUGACUUGGAGGUACUCCUAUCUUUUGUUUCAUAAGAUAAGCUAAUAUCUCUUCUAGCAUCUUGUCAUAAGACACAAUAAUUGUUGUAGAGAUGCUUUUUGACUCUCUGCCAUCUAGCUCUUCCUUUUCUUCGCAAUAAAGCUUUUGCAAGUCCAAAUGGAAGACUAGGUGUACUUCAACCUUGGAGGUAGCUUCCCUUGGUAAGAAACCUUUUCAACCGUGUGUAGAAUAGGAAAAGGUCCUUUGUGUCUUAGUAUGUUCCUUUGUUUCAAGGGCUAAAAGCUCUUGAACUUAUUGUGGCAGGCUCACCAACUCCAAUUCCUUCUCCUUGGAAAUUUAUUAGAUAUAACUUCUUAUUAGCUUGCUUAUUCAUUUUCUUGAAGACUUUUCAAGGUAGGAUGGAGUGAUGUCUGCUUGCUCUUUCCAAUUGUUGGUGACCUUAAAAGCCUAUGGUACCCUUUAAACUUGGGCACCAUUGUAGUCAGUGGUUGUCCCAUUUGCAACCUCAAAUGGACUUUUCCUUAUAGAGUUACUCCAUUGUAGGUUGUAGGAGCAUUUUGUCACUUACGAUGAGUCUUGCCUAAUCAUUCUAUUUGGCACUCACAAAGUACUUAAGAUGCAUUUAUAAUAAGGAAUUUACCAUUUUUUUUGGUUUAUUUUGUUUGAGGUUGGAAGCUUAUGAAGUAGUAUAAGUCCAAUUCCAACAACUACAAUAACUUCUGCCCAAAUUUUUGCUAUGAAGUGAGGGUUGCGGUCUAAUAUGAUUAUCAUUGUGGUCUAAUAUGAUUAUCAUGGUACUAAACCCUGGUCUUGAAGAACAACAAUGCCACUAGUUCUAUGGUGUAAUUCUUAAAAGCUGAGAUGAUAGUAAUAUAUUCAGAUAAUCUAUCCAUUACUACUAUGGUGGAGCCAAAUCUAGUGGAUGUUAGGAGUGUCGUGAUGAAGUCCAAAUUGAUAAUACUAAUCCAUGGUCUUGACGGAAUCAGUAUUAGCUCAAGUAGUAUGAGGUGAGUUCUACUCAAACUUUUCCCAUUAGCAUAUUAGGCACAUGCACUAGUAAAAUUCUAGAUCAUCUAUAUGGCUUACAGCCAAAUCGCCUAAUAGGUGUGUCUAUUGUUCUUCUUCUCGCAUAUUCAAAUCAUCUUAAUUUUUAACUCUUGUAUCCUAUCGUCAGUAGGCUCUAACUAAUCUUAUCUUUAAUAGGUUCUUAUCUUAAUUUGUCACUCUUGCAUCUUAUCUUCAGUAUGUUCAUAAGAUCUUUUUUCUUGUUUUGUCUUUUUUUGGUAUGGCCGCAUACCUACCGUAAUAGCUUAAUCUUAGCUACACUCAUUUUUUGCACAUGUUAGUCCUUAACUACAAAACAUUUUGAGGCAUAUAACAAAUGUGGUAUUGUAGUCAUUCGAUAAAACUUCUCUUUAAACUUUAAAGGGAUUUUGCUAUCGCAUAAAAUGAUGGACCCACUCCUCCAAUUUAAUCAUCAUACCUUAAUUCUAUGAGUAACUUCCUCUAUAAUCUCCCAUUCUUUUUGAACAAUUGAUUUAAGAUUUGAAAUUGAUACUUUCUUGGGAUAACUUUCUCUCAUGGUCUCACAAGAAUAUCAUCCACACUUGUGUUUCUACUCAAAUUACAUUUCACAUAUUUGAUUUUUGACCUACUUAAUUUAAAAUUUUUGGAUUCUAAGGUGUUUCUUGAUAGUUCAAUUUUAUUAUUCUCUCCUAUUGUCUCAUCCACUAAGAGAAUAUCGUCUCAGUAUAAUUCCAGAGCUUAUAUGGCCUCCUUUAGUGAUUCUAAUGGAGCCUACAUGAGUGAGACGGGUUCUAUAUUAGGUUCUCACUAUGGGAGUCACCUUUAACCUUAUUCUUUUGAUGACUUUGUUUUUUCAGAAUUCUCUUGGUUUGUUGAUUCAGGGCCAACCAAUGACAUUAGCUCAAAUCUGAGCAAUUUAUCCUUACAUACUCCUUACAAUGAUGGAGACAAAGUUGCUAUAGGCAAUGGUAUCAUCUGAAAAACAGUGGGUUCAUGCUACAGAAGUAUCUCUGAAGUUGAGGAUUGCUGUCAGUGAGCACCGGGGAAGAUUCAUCAGUAGUUGGUAGUAAAAGUUGCCGCUUAUCCCCCCAGCAAUCUGACAACCUUGCAGAUGGAAGCCUGCAUCACUGGAGCAAUAAAAUCUUUUCAAGAAGAUAGAGGCCUAGCAAUCAAUCUAGAAACAGGGUGGGAUUUGCUGGUGCUGAGAAGGAAUUGAAGCGGCAGAAAUCUGCCACCUCUUCUUCCAAGAAUGAAAAUCAACAUAUACAGGGAAAAUUGGAUGAGGUUUAGAUGGACUUGAAAGAGGAAAUGUGUUUGUCGUACUUUUUACCUUUCAGACUCAUGUUUUUGAAGUCUUUGCUCCCUUCCCUGAGGACCUUGCUCAUAGAUCCCUUAUUCAAAUAGAUUUUUUUAUUUUUGUUUUUAGGUGCCAUGUUGGAUUGCAGUUGUCUUGAUAUGAUAUGAUAAAUGCCUUGAUCGGUGGCUGCCCCUGGAGGGUUAUAUGUACUGACUAGGUCCUUGCCCAAGCAUGGCAUGUGAUUUGAAAUGGUCAUUACAUAUGCUUGUGAAGAAUGAGUAGGAUUCUUUCCUUUUCAGUGGGUUUACUAUUUUUGAAUUUCACUUAAUUUUUCCUCUAGAAAUGUAGAAGUGAGAGGAACAAGCUUGGUGAAGAGCACUGAAGGAGUUAAACAGUGAAGUUGCUGAAAAGAGUUCUGAAACUGGAAAGGCUGCGAUACAGAAACUCCGGGAUGAAAUCAAGGACUGCGAGGCUAUUUUCAGCUCUGGCGCAUGUUUUAAUCAGCUCAAGAAGAUCUAGGAGAAAACUAGUCAAUCUAAAAAUGAAGAAGGAUUCAGAGUUCAGGGUCCAUACUUUUUUCCCGGGGGAAGGAAGUAGAAGUUUGUCAGAAUUGGAGGAAUCCAUCGAGGAAACUAAGAUUCUAGAGGCUAACCGUUUGUGCGAGCUUCAAGAGGCACAGGAGAAAAAUCUAAUCCUUUCAAGACAAUUGCGAAAUCUUCAGGAUAACGUGAAGGAUGAGAAGAACGUUUUUUCCUCCCAUUUGUAUACUUCCUUGAAUGACCAAUUCCAAUAUUGGAAUACUAAAGUAGAAUGGUAUAAAGGAAUCAUAGACUCCUUGCAGGCUGACAGGUCUUCCGUACUCAGAAGGGAGAAGGAAUUAAGUAGAGAGGCAGAAUUGCUGCAUGCUGCUCGGAAUGAUAUUAUCACUUCUGAGUUUAAAGUUGAAGAACUAAGGACUCAAUUGCAUAACUGCAUUAUUCAGAAAAAUGCGCUAGAGAUUAAAAUGCAAGAAGCUUUGCAAGAUUCUGGUAGAAAAGACCUUGAAGCUGAAUUUCAUGUGAUGGCUUCAGCAUUGUCUAAGGAACUGGGAAUGAUGGAAGCUCAGCUGAAGAUUUGGCAGGAAAAAGCUCUUGAAGCCAUUUUUUUAAGAGAAAAAGUCCAAUCACAGAAAGUUUUAUUGCAGAACAUGAUUGCUGAAGAGAAGAGCUUGACAGAUACGUGCGCCCAACAGGAUGCAAAGAUUAAAUCCCUAAAAGCACAUAUAGAGAAGUUGCAAAAGGAAAAACUUGAAUCAGAAUUCCGAAUUGACAUGCUGGGGCAGCAGAUAUAUGACAACAGAGAAAUAAUGGACAUCAAAGAAUCAGAACAGAGAGCUCGCUCACGUGCUAGACAUUUGAGAAGUGCUCAGAAUGAACAUCCUUUGGAAUUGAGACUAAAAUUUGCCAAGGAAGCUGAAGCUAUUUGCCAAAGAAGGCUUUCUGCUGCUGAAGCUGAAAUAGCUGAUCUAAGGGCGGAGUUGACUGCUUCUGACAGAGAUAUUUUAGAGUUGAAGGAGGCUAUUAAAAUUAAAGAUGAGGAGAGAGAGGCUUAUGUUUCUAUACUCGAGACUAAGGGUGAAGCAUAUGAAGAUAUGGUGGCACAAAACCAACGUUUGAGGCAGCUAGCGAGUGAAAGGGAAGCUUAUAACGUGAAGUUGAUUGCUGAGAUUGUGAAAUUAAAGGAGGAGCAUAGCCAUUUACUCCCUGAAAUCCAGGGAUCAUCUUUGAAGUUGAGGACUACUGCCAUUGAACACCAGGUGGGAGCUUGCAUCAACGAAGAACUAAAAUCUACUAAAGAAGGUAGACUCCUUGGAGUUAAUCUGGAAACUGCAGUGAGAGAAUUGGAGGAUGCUAAGAACGAAACGGACUGGCUGAAAUCUGCAAUCUCUUCUUCUGAAAAGGAAUAUGAAGAAAUACAAAGAAAAAUAGAUGAAGUCAAAAUGGAGUUGGAAAAGGAAAGAAGUGAAAGGAAAAAUCUUGAUGAAGAGCUGAAGGAGGUCAACAAUGAAGUUGUUGAAAUGAGUCCCCAAGUUAGAGAGAUACAGAAACUCCACAAUCAAAUCAAGGACUGCAAGGCUAUGGUCAUGUGUGGUGCAUGUCUUACUCGGCCAAAGGAGGUUGUGAUUAUGAAGUGCCAUCAUCUAUUUUGUAGUCCAUGCAUUCAAGGUCUUCUAGAGACAUGGGGUUGCAAGUGCCCUAAUUGUGGAAUUGUGUUUGAGCCAAAUGAUGUUCGGCUUAUAAAGAUGUAACUGUGCAUUUCCGGGCAAUUGGUUUUGGGCAUUAUUAGCACCUACCAUUGUGAACCCAACCACCUUGAAGCCUAUGAUUUAUUUGAUAUUUUUAUGGAUUGUGAUAUAUUGAAUCUUGGAGGAACAAAAGAGAAUUGAUGUAUUUUCCCUUUGGUUUGUUUUCUCAAGUUAUAAGUGCUAGGCAUAUUAACAUUGUAACUUUGCAGGGCUUGUUUCAUGCAGUUGUUGUACUU
Molecule: messenger RNA, 7216 nt
Organism: Diospyros lotus (date-plum)
Lineage: Eukaryota; Viridiplantae; Streptophyta; Magnoliopsida; Ericales; Ebenaceae
Product: E3 ubiquitin-protein ligase BRE1-like 2
Exons: 17
Coding region: 5148-6983 (611 amino acids)
Cellular component (GO): nucleus; HULC complex
Molecular function (GO): metal ion binding; ubiquitin protein ligase activity
Source: RefSeq, a predicted model, not a curated record